AUGGCUGCCAAGCUGACUCGCCUCCACAGCCUCAGGGAGCGCCUUGGUGCCACCUUCUCCUCCCACCCCAAUGAGCUCAUUACCACUCUUUGCAGGUAUGUUCACCAGGGCAAGGGCAUGCUUCAGCGCCACCAGCUGCUUGCUGAGUUUGACGAACUGUUCGAAUCCGACAAGGAGAAGUAUGCGCCCUUUGAAGACAUCCUCCGAGCUGCUCAGGAAGCAAUUGUGCUGCCCCCAUGGGUUGCACUUGCCAUCAGGCCCAGGCCUGGUGUCUGGGACUACAUUCGGGUGAAUGUUAGUGAGCUCGCCGUUGAAGAGCUCACUGUUUCUGAGUACUUGGCAUUCAAGGAACAGCUUGUCGAUGAGCAUGCCAGCAGCAAGUUUGUGCUUGAGCUUGAUUUUGAGCCUUUCAAUGCCUCCUUCCCGCGCCCUUCCAUGUCCAAGUCCAUCGGAAACGGGGUGCAGUUCCUUAACCGUCACCUGUCUUCCAAGUUGUUCCAGGACAAGGAGAGCCUCUACCCACUGCUCAACUUCCUGAAAGCCCAUAACUACAAGGGCACGACAAUGAUGUUGAACGACAGAAUUCAGAGCCUUCGCGGUCUCCAGUCGGCCCUUAGGAAGGCAGAAGAGUAUCUAGUUAGCAUUCCUGAAGACACUCCCAGCUCUGAAUUCAACCACAGGUUCCAAGAGCUUGGUUUGGAGAAGGGUUGGGGUGACACCGCAAAGCGUGUACACGACACCAUCCAUUUGCUUCUUGACCUUCUUGAGGCCCCUGAUCCGGCCAGCUUGGAGAAGUUCCUUGGAACCAUUCCAAUGAUGUUCAAUGUUGUCAUCCUGUCUCCCCAUGGAUACUUUGCUCAAUCCAAUGUGUUGGGAUACCCUGAUACCGGUGGCCAGGUUGUGUACAUCUUGGAUCAAGUCCGUGCUUUGGAGAAUGAGAUGCUUCUGAGGAUUAAGCAGCAAGGCCUUGAUAUAACUCCCAAGAUCCUCAUUGUAACCAGGUUGUUGCCUGAUGCUGUUGGAACCACAUGUGGCCAGCGGCUGGAGAAGGUCAUUGGAACUGAGCACACUGACAUUCUCCGUGUUCCAUUCAGAACCGAGAAUGGGAUCCUCCGUAAGUGGAUCUCGCGUUUUGAUGUCUGGCCAUACCUGGAGACAUACACCGAGGAUGUUGCAAACGAACUCAUGAGAGAAAUGCAGACCAAGCCUGAUUUGAUCAUUGGCAACUACAGUGAUGGUAACCUUGUGGCCACUCUGCUUGCCCAUAAAUUGGGAGUUACCCAGUGCACCAUUGCCCAUGCCUUGGAGAAAACCAAGUACCCCAACUCAGACAUCUACUUGGACAAAUUCGACAGCCAGUAUCACUUUUCAUGCCAGUUCACAGCUGACCUGAUUGCCAUGAACCACACUGAUUUCAUCAUCACCAGCACAUUCCAGGAAAUUGCCGGAAGCAAAGAUAGCGUGGGCCAAUACGAGUCUCACAUUGCUUUCACCCUCCCUGAUCUGUACCGGGUUGUCCAUGGGAUUGACGUGUUUGAUCCUAAGUUCAACAUCGUCUCUCCUGGAGCAGACAUGACUGUCUACUUCCCAUACACUGAGACUGACAAGAGGCUCACCGCCUUCCACUCUGAAAUUGAGGAGCUCCUGUACAGCGAUGUUGAGAACGAUGAACACAAAUUUGUGUUGAAGGACAGGAACAAGCCAAUCAUCUUUUCAAUGGCUCGUCUUGACCGUGUGAAGAACAUGACUGGCUUGGUUGAGAUGUACGGCAAGAAUGCACAUCUGAAGGAUUUGGCGAACCUUGUGAUUGUUGCUGGCGACCAUGGCAAGGAGUCCAAGGAUAGGGAGGAGCAGGCUGAGUUCAAGAGGAUGUACAGUCUCAUUGAGGAGUACAAGCUGAAGGGCCAUAUCCGUUGGAUCUCUGCUCAGAUGAACCGUGUUCGCAAUGGUGAGCUGUACCGCUACAUCUGUGACACCAAGGGAGCAUUUGUGCAGCCUGCAUUCUAUGAAGCUUUUGGCCUUACUGUCAUUGAGGCCAUGACAUGUGGUCUGCCGACAAUUGCGACAUGCCACGGUGGCCCUGCUGAAAUCAUUGUGAAUGGGGUGUCUGGUCUGCACAUUGAUCCUUACCACAGUGACAAGGCCGCAGAUAUCUUGGUCAACUUCUUUCAGAAGUGCAGCGAGGAUCCAAGCUACUGGGACAAAAUGUCUGAAGGAGGCCUGAAGAGAAUUUAUGAGAAGUACACCUGGAAGCUGUACUCAGAGAGGCUGAUGACCCUGACCGGUGUGUAUGGAUUCUGGAAGUACGUGAGCAACCUAGAGAGGCGUGAGACUCGCCGUUACCUUGAGAUGUUCUACGCCCUGAAGUACCGCAGCCUGCUGCUGCAGUUCCAUUGGCGGUUGACGGCGAGAACUCCGACAACUAGCCCGGUGCAAUGGGGCAUGAAGAGGCGCAUUCAGCGGGAGGGUGAAGUGUCGGCUGCGUUAUGA
Messenger RNA from Triticum turgidum subsp. durum (durum wheat), 2490 nucleotides. The record is from the annotation of a GenBank genome assembly. NCBI's taxonomy places the organism in Eukaryota, Viridiplantae, Streptophyta, Magnoliopsida, Poales, Poaceae.